ACAGCCAAUCAGCUCGCCUUCUUGCUACGUUAGCACGUCUCUGGCAAAAACAACAGCUCGAGCCUCAAUUUGUGUCCAGUUUCGUUAAACGACUAUCGGUUAAACGGAGCUCGGGAAAUGUGGAACUAACCACAGCUUUUAUUUCUGGUGGGCGCUGUAUCUAUUUGGAUUUCUGUCUAGUCUCACGUCGGGGCUAAUUUGAUGUGCUGACGCGCUGUUAGCCGCCAGCUAACUGUAGCGAACACCAGCGAUCCAACAGAAAAAGAUGGGGUCCAUCCUGAGCCGCAGGAUUGCUGGAGUGGAGGACAUCGAUAUCCAGGCCAACUCUGCCUAUCGAUUUCCUCCGAAAUCUGGGAAUUACUUUGCCAGCCAUUUCUUUAUGGGAGGAGAGAAGUUUGACACGCCACAUCCAGAGGGAUACCUCUUUGGGGAAAACAUGGACCUGAAUUUUCUUGGAAACAGACCUGUGCAGUUCCCGUAUGUGACACCUGCACCCCACGAACCCGUGAAAACCCUCAGGAGCCUGGUUAACAUCAGAAAGGACUCUUUGCGUUUAGUCAGGUAUAAAGAUGACUCUGACACCUCAGGGGAGGAGGGUGUAAAACCGAAGGUUCAGUACAGUGUGGAGUUUACCUUUGACGCUGACGCUCGGGUAGCCAUCACCCUCUACUGCCAAGCGUUUGAGGAAUUCUCCAAUGGGAUGGCCGUGUACAGCCCAAAAGAUCCCACCAUGGUCUCUGAAACUGUGCAUUACAAGAGAGGAGUGAGCCAGCAGUUCUCCAUGCCAUCAUUUAAAAUCGAUUUCAGCGAGUGGAAAGAGGAGGAUCUGAAUUUUGACCUGGACCGAGGAGUGUUCCCCAUGGUCAUCCAAGCUGUGGUUGACGAAGGAGACGAUUGUCUUGGACACGCUCACAUACUUUUGGCAGCAUUUGAAAGACAUGUUGAUGGCAGUUUCUCCGUUAAACCACUGAAGCAAAAGCAAAUAGUGGAUCGUGUGAGCUACCUCUUACAGGAAAUCUAUGGGAUCGAGAACAAAAACAACCAAGAAACUAAGCCUUCUGAUGAUGAGAACAGUGACAACAGCAACGAGUGUGUGGUCUGUCUGUCCGACCUGCGGGACACACUCAUCCUGCCCUGCAGACAUCUGUGCCUCUGCAACUCCUGUGCAGACACCCUCCGUUACCAGGCCAACAACUGUCCCAUCUGCAGGCUGCCCUUUAGAGCCCUGCUGCAGAUCAGAGCGGUGAGGAAAAAGCCCGGAGCUCUGUCCCCUGUCUCCUUCAGCCCAGUUCUCGCUCAAACCAUGGACCACGAUGAGCACUCGAGCACAGACUCGGUCCCUCCUGGUUUUGAGCCCAUCUCGCUGCUGGAGGCUCUGAACGGUCUGUGCUCGGUGUCUCCUCCCAUCCCGUCUGCCCCACUUUAUGAUGAAAUCAAUUUCUCGGGGGGUCUGGGUGGGGACAACCGACAGCUGAGCUCACCAGAGCAUUUAAGUGAUGGAAGCCUGCAGAAAGGAAAAGUCAGCAAGUCACCCGACAGCACCCUCAGAUCGCCGUCCUCUCCCAUCCAGGAGGAAGAUGAGGAGAAGCUUUCUGAGAUGUCAGACGCUCAGCCACACACACGUCUCUCCAGCAGCCCCGCCCCCACAGACGCCACAGCAGUCGAAGACGUGGCCGAGUCUCUUUCUCCAGAUGAUGAGGACAGGAUGCAUUCUGGAGGAGACAUCGUGCAGGACUGCAGCAGCGAACGCUGCAGCUUGACCAAAACAGAAAGCGACCCUGCGGGUGAUCUUUCUCUGCCUGCUCUAGGUCCUGAUUCCUGCUCUAUUGGUGUGGAGGAGUAACUGUGGUUCUUCAGAGUCGAUAGAAAGUCUAAAAAGUCAGAGCACAAACUGCUCCAGCCAUCCUCUCCUGUGUCCCACAAGCAGCCUUCAUUUGGAAGAUGAACACUUCAGCCCCUGACUCGGCUCCGCUCUCCAAAGAUCACCCUGUCUGCGUUCCUCUCCCAUGCCAGCUCCCUCCUCCUGCUCUGUCUAAACUUCUGUUUGUGAGAUCACAAGAGCAGAAAGUAGACUUCAAAGCAAGCUGACGUGGAUGAGGAAGAACUCUUGUUUAAUCGUUACAGAAAGGCUUUUGAAGGAAAACCUCUUUCCCCUCUUGAGCUUUGGAAACAUUUCAUUAACGCAUCGGUUUUGCUUGAUGACCAGAUUAGUGGUUUUGUGAUGUAGGGUCCAGAGAUUUUUCACCACCUGUAUUGGUGGAACCUUUAAGCACACUUGGUCUGAUUUAACCACGUUGACACUAAACUUAAAGCUGGUUUCUUUUACUUUUACGGUCUUGACAACGUUGCGUCUGUGUGCGUUUUAGGUUGUCUUGCACUCCAACAAAACCGUUUUAUCAUUCCUUCCUUUUAGCAGGCAAAUAUGAGAUGAUUUGAACUCGUCUUUUGUCCUAAACAUUAGCAUGUUUGUUUUAAUAUUUCCUAUUAUAUUGAAUAUAACUACAGUAAUUCUGUGUAGAUACUUUAAUACCUGUAAACUUCCAUAUUCUAUCUGUAUAUGUAUAAACUCUGACAUUGGAGUCGUGAAGCUAGAUUCUCUUAACUUGCACAUUUAUUUAAAUCUUUGAUAAUAAAAUCUACAGACUCAUCCUAACAGCUGAAUUCAAAGAUAAUGAACACAGACGCUCCAUCUGCAGUAGGUGGAUUUAGUAUUUGGCUCCGUAAGCGUGCUUGUCAUCGAUGUGACUGGUCUUUGUACGGUCUUUGUCGUGGCAAUGCGAGUGUUUGCUUAUGAUGUCGCUGCAAAAACAAAAAGGUCCCAUUUUUGUGUGACGGCAGCGGCGGCAGCUUUACCUACCUUGGUCCUGUGUGUGUAGCAUCAUGCAUAUAGAUCUCUGUGCCUUCAGUUAGCUGCCUGCUUAAAUGCUAAAACCGUUUCAGCCCACUGACAGGACUUGUUAUGCUGAUGUACAGAGCAUUUUUAUUUGAAUGCAAACUUCAUGCUACCAGGAAAGAAGUCGUCAUUAAGCAGCUUUUCUUUCAGCUGUUUAUUUACUUUAUCCUGGUCAGGUAUCAGUUAUACAUUCAUUUAUCGGUGAAAUCGUGUUACCAAAACAAUACAUUCAGUGAAAACGGUGCAAAACUGGGAAUGCUUUUGCAUGUGAACUUUAGACUUUCACUUGUUUGUCUUUCUCCUCUUCUGUGCCGUUUCACGUUGACACUGUGCCUUCCUGUUCUGACCACCAUUUGACCUGGUAUCCAGGAUGACCCUGCAGUAGGUGGUUUCUUUGGCUCUCGGUUAAAUCAGUUCCUGUCUGUGUGUGUGUGUAGCAGCAUGUGUAAAACAAUAAAAAACAAAGAUUCUGUACCAGAA
Nothobranchius furzeri (turquoise killifish) is the source of this 3373-nucleotide messenger RNA. RefSeq names its product mahogunin, ring finger 1b (gene mgrn1b). Gene Ontology annotation, cellular component: nucleus; early endosome; plasma membrane. Gene Ontology annotation, biological process: negative regulation of G protein-coupled receptor signaling pathway; endosome to lysosome transport; protein ubiquitination. The record is from RefSeq and is a predicted model, not a curated record. Gene Ontology annotation, molecular function: ubiquitin protein ligase activity. NCBI's taxonomy places the organism in Eukaryota, Metazoa, Chordata, Actinopteri, Cyprinodontiformes, Nothobranchiidae.